Messenger RNA from Gilbertella persicaria, 689 nucleotides. RefSeq lists its product as uncharacterized. NCBI's taxonomy places the organism in Eukaryota, Fungi, Mucoromycota, Mucoromycetes, Mucorales, Choanephoraceae. The transcript is spliced from 2 exons. Gene Ontology annotation, molecular function: metal ion binding. The record is from RefSeq and is a predicted model, not a curated record. The coding region runs from base 36 to 353 and encodes 105 amino acids.
CACGCGUCUUGCAGUAUAGUUUUUCUCUUAACAGAAUGACUGUUUGCAAGUUUUAUGCAUCGGGUAACUGUCGAUACGGCAAUAACUGUAAUUUUGAACAUACUGGGCCUCAACAGAAUCGUUGGGGAAGUAACGCAACACCUACCGCAGCUACCAGUAAAUAUAAUGAAAGUUCUUUGAAGACAGACUUGACAGAAGCAAGGCCUCAGUGGAAACUCAGUGUAUAUGGACCCGCUAAAGAAGAACCUAAUUUGAUUGUAGGCACAGAUAGAAGUUGUGAAGAAGACAGAUAUUUGUAUUAUACAAGCAUGAGAACCACAAACAACACUACUCAAUAUGCAAGUAUCCAAUGAAGAUGAUCGUAAAGCUGACCUGUACAUAUGUAUAUAUAUAUAUAUAUAUAUAUCUAUGUUCAAUAGAUGUCGAGUCAUGAACAGCUUUUUAACCAGAUGGAAGCACAAACAAAUGCCAUCAUCAAUAAUCCUAGUGGAGCCAUUCAGCAUUACGAAAAAGAAAAAUCAAAUCAUGCUAGCCCCUUUGGCGGUGCAGCAAACCAUAAACCAUUUACACCAUUUGCAAACCAAGCAGGUGCCUUUGGAGCAACAAGUGCGUUUGGCACGGGUACUGGCACAAAUGCCUUUGGAUCAAGUAGUAGCACAAGUGCCUUUGGACAGCCAUCAGCAUUUGGA